Messenger RNA from Cannabis sativa, 1734 nucleotides. RefSeq names its product zinc finger BED domain-containing protein RICESLEEPER 2-like. Lineage: Eukaryota; Viridiplantae; Streptophyta; Magnoliopsida; Rosales; Cannabaceae. The record is from RefSeq and is a predicted model, not a curated record. The transcript is spliced from 3 exons. Gene Ontology annotation, molecular function: protein dimerization activity; DNA binding. Bases 80 to 1366 code for a protein of 428 amino acids.
UUCUUCAAAUGAUGUUGCACUAAGAAAAUUGAAGGGGCACUUGUUGGAAAAGGAUAAUAUAGUUCCACUAAAUGGUGAAAUGUUUCAUAUGAGGUGUUCGGCCCAUAUCUUGAAUCUCAUAGUAAGUGAUGGUUUGAAAGAGUUAAAUGAAGCAAUUUCAAGUAUUCGAAAUGCGGUGAGAUAUGUGAGGUCAUCUCCAGCUAGACUGAAAAGGUUUAAAGAAAGUUGUACAGAUGUAAACAUUGAAUCAAAAGCCUUGUUAUGCUUGGAUGUAGUUACUAGAUGGAACUCUACCUACAUGAUGUUAGAAGCGGCUAUAAAAUUCAAGAAGGCUUUUGACAAUUUAGAAGGAGAUGCGAAUUACACAAGGUACUUUGAUGAAGAAAGAAUGACUGGCCCGCCAAGUAAUCUAGACUGGGAAAAAGCAGGAAUAUUUGUCAACUUUUUGAAAAGAUUCUAUGAUCUUACUAAUCGAUUUAGUGGAUCAUUAUAUGUCACAUCCAAUUUAUUCCUUCCGGAUAUUUUGAAAGUUCAGGUUGAUUUGACUACUAUGGCUUCUAAUCCUGAUACUUUAUUAGGAACUAUGGCAAUUAGUAUGAAGCGAAAAUACGAUAAAUAUUGGGGAAGGAUUGAAAAGCUGAAUAUGUUGACAUUUAUUGCCAAUAUCCUUGAUCCGAGGUAUAAAUUAGAGGUUGUGAAUCGAGGUUUCAGAUUUGUGUACAAUCCAAGUGAGGCUGACAAAAUGAUAAAGAUGGUCACCAAUACAUUGGCACAGUUGUAUGCAUUUUAUAAGCAACAACAAACAACUCAGCCAUCCGAAGCUCAACAAUCACAAGCUCCACCAUCUCAAUCUAAGUCUCAGGUAUCUCAACCAUCUCAGCCUAUUAUUAGUGCAACUACGGAAUCAUUUCUUCUUGGGCAGCUACAACUUAGUGAUGACGUUGAAGAAGAUGAUCUCGAAUACUACUUGAAUGAUCGUCGUGAGAAGCUUGAUCCUGCAUUUGAUAUUCUCCAAUGGUGGAAACAAAAUGGAUUUAAAUAUCCAAUUGUUGCUCGUAUGGCAAAAGAAGUCUUGGCUGUUCAGAUGUCUACAGUAGCAUCUGAAUCUGCUUUUUCUACAGGUGGAAGAAUCCUAGAUGCAUUUAGGAGUUCUUUAUCUCCGAGGAUGGUGGAAGCUUUGAUUUGUUCUAAGAACUGGUAUACUUGUGAGUAUGAGGAACCUAUUGUACUUCGUCAAUACAUGGACGAAAUUGAAGGUUUAGAGACAAGUGAACAAGUUAUUCCAGGUGAUGGAUCAUGUAUUACUAUUAAUGAGAAUAUUGAAAAUGUCUCUGGAAGUGGAAGUGGGACAGAGAAAAUCAACUAAAAUCUCAAGGUGGUGAUCAUGGACCAUGGUUGCUUUGCUUGUUGGAUUGGACUCUAUUUUGAUAUCUAUUGCUUUAAUGUAUUUCAUUUGUUUGGUUGUGGAAUAAUGUAUUUGAUGUGGACUUAUAUUUGAUUUGUGUUUUAGAUUUAGACUUUAGACUUUUAACUACAUAUUUUAAUUUAUAUGGUUGCACUUAUAAUAUGUAGAAUCAUGUGUUUACAAUUGGUUUUUGAACAAAUAAUUUGCAUGAUUGUGGUAUUUUUUUUUUUAAAGAAAGUGUCUAUAUGGUUGUAGCUUUAGAUUUAAGAAUAAUGGGUUUAUGGAAUAAAUUGGACUAUAUUUUUCAGCAAAAAAAAAAAAGUCGGUUU